Cryptotermes secundus is the source of this 897-nucleotide messenger RNA. RefSeq lists its product as uncharacterized. Bases 17 to 439 code for a protein of 140 amino acids. The transcript has 3 exons. The record is from RefSeq and is a predicted model, not a curated record. NCBI's taxonomy places the organism in Eukaryota, Metazoa, Arthropoda, Insecta, Blattodea, Kalotermitidae.
AUCCAUAUGCUGGCGGAUGGACUUCUCUGCAAACAUCUUCAACUUCUGCAUCAAGAUGAAAUUUGAUAUGACUGUUUUUACGCUUCUUUCUGCAGCUACGCUGACUUUGUCAUUCUGUCCUCAACAUGUAUUUACGUUGCUUGAUAAAUUUUAUCUUCAAUACGACCAUCCCAAUCAGUCAUCAGAUCGGACAGAAUCUAAUGCUUUUGACGUAACCGGAAGAGACAUGGGAAAUGAACCACACAAGCGACACGCCAGGUGCCUGGAAUGGUUUGAAUGGCUCUUCGAUUUGUUGGAACCUGAAUAUACAAGCGAAGCCACCACGACAGUCGCAACUUCUACACCUCCUGCAACUACCACGACGACGGGAAAAACUGUUACGUCACAGUCUACUGAGACCACCCCUACCAUCACGUCGUCCACCACGGAAAAGCAAUAGUUGCCAAAUGUUGGUACGUGUGAUUUUCUGAAAAGUCUUCGGCACAGAUAGAUGUCGGAGAGACGUCGAAGUUUUACAGCCGCCUGCAACAGCAAUGAUCUUCAUAUAUUUUCUGUUGGAAAGAGAAAACACCUCAAAAUAUGUACUUCUUAUGCACUUCAUGGCUGCGUUGCCAUGUUCCAGUAGUGUUCUAUAUAGCAGAAUAUUUUGUCAUCUUUCUUAUUAUCCAUUAGCAGCAUGAACUAAAAAUAUUCAUACACAUACUGAUAAUUCAUCUCCUUACAGCCAAGUUAGUGCUACAGAAUAUGCAAGCAUUUUCCAGAUAGUUUUAUAAUUAUAUAAUGACAAAAAAUAUUCUGUGACCAAAGUAAGCAGACCAAAUUUAAAUCUUAAAUAUUUUAUAUAUUAGAGUUUUGUUACGUAUGGCCGCGCCAUAGCUCAAGCGGUUAGUCGCUGGC